Messenger RNA from Monopterus albus (swamp eel), 1796 nucleotides. RefSeq names its product prostaglandin E synthase 3a (cytosolic) (gene ptges3a). The transcript is spliced from 8 exons. Gene Ontology annotation, biological process: prostaglandin biosynthetic process; chaperone-mediated protein complex assembly; telomere maintenance via telomerase. Gene Ontology annotation, cellular component: nucleus; cytosol. The record is from RefSeq and is a predicted model, not a curated record. Gene Ontology annotation, molecular function: Hsp90 protein binding; protein-folding chaperone binding; prostaglandin-E synthase activity. Bases 408 to 887 code for a protein of 159 amino acids. Lineage: Eukaryota; Metazoa; Chordata; Actinopteri; Synbranchiformes; Synbranchidae.
GUACACCUAUAGGCUACCUGGAGGUCCCUUUCCAUCUGGGUAGGAGCCCGUUGGUAAUCCAUCUUUAUUAUCAGGUAGGCCUACUCACUUUCGUUACGGCCAGACUGAGCCACACAGACAGAGUUUGUUAUGGAGCGACACUGCUGGUGGAGCGUGUGCGCUGCUCCGGAGCAUUGCGAACGCCCGUUCUAGAACUGUCUCCAUCGGCUCCAGAUAGCCAGUGGCGCUCCCACGCUACUCACGUUAGUAGAAGACGGGUGAAGCAACACGUCACGAGAAUACGAGGAAACUACGCGAGACAUACCAAUGUAUCGGUUGUAAACGUUAGAGUAAACUAUUUCAGUGAGCAAUUUUGCCAGACACUACAGCUGGUUCCACGAAGGGGCUUACUUGUCAAAACAGUGAAGAUGCAUCCUGCAGCAGCUAAGUGGUAUGACAGACGGGAGUCUGUGUUUAUAGAGUUCUGCGUGGAGGACAGUAAAGAUGUGCAAGUACAUUUUGACAAGUCCAAAAUUGAUUUCAGCUGUGUCAGUGGAACAGAUAAUAUUAAGCACCAUAAUACAGUGGAACUUUUCGGGGAGAUUGACUCCAAAGAAUCCAAACACAGACGCACUGACAGAUCUGUGGUCUGUUUUUUACGAAAAGCAGAGGCUGGGAAAUCAUGGCCACGGCUUACCAAAGACAAGGCAAAGUGCAACUGGCUGAGUGUGGAUUUCAAUAAUUGGAAAGACUGGGAAGAUGACUCGGACGAGGACUUGUCAAGUUUUGACAAAUUCUCAGAGAUGAUGAACAACAUGGGAGGGGAUGAUCUGCCAGAUUUAGAUGGUGCAGAUGAGGAGCAUGAUUCUGCAGACAGCGAUGAUGAAAAAAUGCCCGACCUUGAGUAGAUGAAUAUGGAUGCCACAUCAGUAAUAAACAAAGCAAGUUAUAUAAGUGGGUUGAAGAGUGAGAAUAGAUGUGAGAUGGCAGCCACAUUGGAGAAGACACCUCAUCUCUCCAUGCAGUUUCCAAAGGGAAACCCCUCAAAGGAGUGACAGGGAGUGACAGUUGGAUACAGACAUGCACAGAGAUCCAUAGCGACAUAGUGCUGUGCUUUGUUGUUCUGUUCUGCAUGGACAAUUCUGUUCAAAAGAAAAUGUUAUUGUUCAUCGACUUAAAUGACUGUCAUGGGAUGUGCUGAUGUCUUACACCCUCUCGCUCUCUUUUUUUUUCAGUCAGGUUAUGUAUCAAACAUUGAUUUUCUUAUGAAAAACAAACGCAAAAUAGCUAUUUUCCAAAAAAGUGAUUUUUUUAAAUGAUAGAAUUCCCCUUUAAUGUUUGUAUUGUUAAUUGCACUUAUGUUUAAUUUAAAAAGCAGGAGUGCCAAUUGAAAAUGGGUUUUCCAAUGUAUGCCAACACCUGCAAAUAUUUGGUUUUUUGUUGAAAAUAUUUCAGCAUUUAAAAUAUAUGCUUGUGCAGCAUAACAGCUUAUGUUGAGAUUAAGGUAGUAGACUGCUACAGCAUAUAGUCAUACCCUUGCAAAGGUGAGUUUGUUUAUCCAUGCCAGGGCACAAAACAUCGCAUAUCAUAACAGGUACAAAAGUAUGUUUUCUUCCAUGCUCAUUUAAUGGUAAAGGCAGAUAUCCUGUGUAGUCUACCAAAAGUUUCCCAAACAGGUUGUGUUUGUUAAUCACACACUCAAACUUUGCUUUGGAGGCUUGUGUGUUUGUUUCAAUAUGUGUUGAACAGUUUUGCAUUUGUCUUAUGCUGUAGGAGUUUGGGUAUGCAUUUCUAAUAAACUCUUUCAGACCAAUGAA